Messenger RNA from Saprolegnia parasitica CBS 223.65, 911 nucleotides. RefSeq lists its product as hypothetical. Gene Ontology annotation, molecular function: zinc ion transmembrane transporter activity. Bases 6 to 911 code for a protein of 301 amino acids. The transcript is spliced from 3 exons. Gene Ontology annotation, cellular component: plasma membrane. Gene Ontology annotation, biological process: zinc ion transmembrane transport. The record is from RefSeq and is a predicted model, not a curated record. Lineage: Eukaryota; Oomycota; Saprolegniomycetes; Saprolegniales; Saprolegniaceae.
GCAACAUGGCGACGACCGUGACCGUCAAUUUUACCUGCGGCGGGCCCCGCGACAGCAUCGUCGCCGACCUCGCCGAAGAAAUCGCGUCCGUGCCUGUCAUCUUCUUGUGCUCGCUGGCCGGGAGCAUGCUACCCGUGCUCUCGUCGUACCUCGCCUGCCUCCGCAACAGCCGCAAGAUCAUGGAGUGCUUCAAUGCACUCGGCUUUGGCGUCGUCGUCUCGACCGCGUUCAUCCACAUCAUCCCGCCCGCGAUGCGGAACCUCGACAGUCCAUGCCUCGAUUUGCCGUACAAGGGCCUUGCCAUGGUCAUCGUGCUUGCGACGAUCUAUAUCAUGCAGCUGCUCGAGACCGAGCUCGUCAUUGCCAUGUCGCGGCCGUCGCCGUCCGAGAUGACGCUCUACGACGAUCCGCCCGCGAUGCUGGCCAAGGACGAUCACUACGACGACGCCGAGUCGCCACUCGAGGUGCGCCGCAUGACGCGCCUACCCGUGUCGACAACAGUGGCCCACGCCGUCUUGCGACAAAAGAUCACGGCCGUCAUCUUUGAAGUCGGUGUUGCGAUUCACUCGGUGCUCAUUGGCCUCGAACUCGGCGUGGCCGACGGCGACACGUUCCUAACUCUAUGGAUCGCGCUCUGCUGCCAUCAGUUCUUUGAAGGCGUCGCGGUUGGCACGUCGUCCGUCUCGGCGUUCUCGGGCUUCAAAGCAGCGCUUCGCACGGCCUUUCUUUUUCGCCCGACCUCGACCACUGCCCUGUGGGUGUGCGGUGUCUUGGAGGCGAUCGCCGGCGGCAUCCUUGUCUACACGGGCCUCGUCGAGCUCGUGACGUACCAAUAUACGAUCAACGCCGACUUUCAUGCCAAGUCGACGCCGCGCCGCACGUCCAUUUACGAUUUGAGCGUCCAAAUGUAA